Molecule: messenger RNA, 801 nt
Organism: Phytophthora sojae
Lineage: Eukaryota; Oomycota; Peronosporomycetes; Peronosporales; Peronosporaceae
Exons: 1
Coding region: 1-801 (266 amino acids)
Source: RefSeq, a predicted model, not a curated record
AUGCCAGGUGCUUCUCCUCGUCACUCGCACUUCUCGGUGUCCAUGACCCCGCGGCAGCCCGAGGUGCUGCUGCCGGGCGGCCACGAGCUGGCCGCGUGGGAAAAGUGCCUCGAAGUCUCGCGCGUGGUCGUCUACUUCCUGGGCUCGCUGCUCUUCCUGCUGGGCUCCAUCUACUUCUACCCGGAGUACUCGGUCAUGUGGGACGGCAAGGCCGGCAUCUUCGGUAGCUGGGCCUUCGUGGUCGGCUGCAUCAUGUUCUUCACGGGCGCCAACCUCGACUUCAUCCAGACCAUCCGCUACAACCACGGCACGCAGCUGCGUCAGGUGCUGCGCGCCUUCAACGCGCUGGCCAACUACAUGGCCACGUCCAUCUUCCUUCUCGGUGCGCUCUACUUCCUGCCCUCGUGGUACCCCAAGUCGCCCGAGCUCGGCUGCUGGGCCUUUAUCGUCGGCUGCGUCCUCUUCUGCCUCGCCGCCAUCGUCGAGAUCCUCUUCAUCUGCGUGACCCACGAGGAUCCGCGCGUCACCGGCUUCAAGAUCAAGAACGUCGCGUGCUGGGGCACCGUCGCCGCGCUCGGCACGUUCAUCGGCGCGCUCUUCUUCAUCCUCGGCAGCUGGUACUACCUUCCCCGGUACAUCAACCGCGUGGACGAUGGCACGCACUACAUGAACAAGGCCAUCACGUUCUACGUCGUGGGCAGCGUGUUCUUCAUCAUCAACAGCUUCGCGCUGGCCCCCGACGUGUACCGCGCCAUCAACGUCAGCGCGCGGAAACACAACGACUUGGACGCCAAGGUAUAA